GAUGCUUUCGUUUUGUUAUCUGGGUGCUCCCUGCCGUCUGCCAUGCUUUCCAGGUAGGAGAUGCGGGCUGUCCUGGCAGGUGCGUCUCUGCCGCUGGGAAGAAGAAGCCUCGUCUGAAGAUGGAGAGAUAAGACGUUGUCUGGCAGGCCUGUGCGACAGAAAGCCGUGGCCGCCCCGGCCUGGGAGCCCUGGUCCUGGAGAUGGAUCGCAACCGAGAGGCCGAGGUGGAGCUGAGAAGGGGCCCGAGCCCCACCAGGGCCAGCAGGAGCCCCGAGGUGGACGGAGACAAGGCCAUGAGCCAUAGCUGCUGCAUCUGUGGCAAGAGCUUCCCCUUCCAGAGCUCCCUGUCCCAGCACAUGCGCAAGCACACGGGGGAGAAGCCGUACAAGUGUCCCUACUGUGACCACAGGGCUUCCCAGAAGGGCAACCUGAAGAUCCACAUUCGUAGCCACCGCACGGGCACUCUGAUCCAGGGCCACGAGCCGGAGGCCGGUGAGACGCGCGUGUCCGAGGGCCUGGACGGCUGCACCAGCCCCACCAAGAGCACGUCCGCCUGCAACAAGAUCCUCAACGGCGCCGCCCAGGUGGACAACAGCAAGAUCCUGCUGAGGAGCAGCAAGAAGGAGGCCGCGGGGGCUGCCUGUGCCCCAGGGGACGGCAAGGCCACAGCCCAGUGCUCCUUUUGCAAGUGCCGGUUCGAGCGUAAGAAGGAGCUGGAGCUGCACGUGCACCAGGCCCACAAGCCGUUCCGCUGCCGGCUGUGCAGCUACAUGACGCUGAGGGAGGAGUCCCUGCUGAGCCACAUCGAGAAGGACCACAUCACCGCGCAGGUGCCCAGCGGGGCCGAGCCCUACGUGGAGAACGGCAAGCCCGAGCUGACCCCUGGGGAGUUCCCCUGCGAGGUGUGCGGCCAGGCCUUCAGCCAGACCUGGUUCCUGAAGGCUCACAUGAAGAAGCACAGAGGCUCCUUCGACCACGGCUGCCACAUCUGUGGCCGAAGAUUCAAAGAGCCGUGGUUCCUCAAAAACCACAUGAAGGCGCACGGCCCCAAGACUGGGAGCAAGAACAAGCCCAAGAGCGAGCUGGACCCCAUCGCCACCAUCAACAACGUGGUGCAGGAGGAGAUGAUCGUGGCUGGCCUGUCCCUCUAUGAAGUCUGCACCAAGUGCGGGAACCUGUUUACAAACCUGGACAGCUUGAACGCGCACAACGCCAUCCACCGCAGGGUGGAGGCCGGCCGGACGCGGGCCCCGGCCGGGGAGGGCGCGGUGCAGGGUGGCCCCCCGGACUCCCAGCAGCUCUUCCUUCAGUGCCUCAACCUGCGGCCUGCGGUGGCCAGCGCGCCCGCCCACGGGCAGGCGGGGCGGCGCGUGGCCGAGCUAGACCCGGUCAACAGCUACCAGGCCUGGCAGCUGGCCACGCGGGGCAAGGUGGCCGAGCCGGCCGAGUACCUCAAGUACGGGGCGUGGGANCCCGAGUGCUUCGAGUGCGGCAAGAUCUUCCGCACCUACCACCAGAUGGUGCUGCACUCCCGGGUGCACCGCCGCGCGCGCCGAGACCGCCAUGGCCCCGGAGACCGCGCGCCUCGUGCACGCUGCGGCUCACUCAGCGAAGGCGACUCGGCCUCCCAGCCCAGCAGCCCGGGCUCAGCCUGCGGUACUGCUGCCGACUCCCCGGGCUCGGGCCUAGCCGACGAGGCUGCCGACGAGAGCGGAGAGGACGGUGCGGCCGACCCUGCACCAGGGGGAAAGCCACACCGCUUCUGCUUUUCUGAAGAGGCAGCAUCGACCGUGCUCUCCAACGGAGAUCAGAGUCACACGCCUGGGAGGAACGCGUCAGACACAGGCACCACGGAGCCCAGAGCGGGGCGUGCCGCUUCUGUGUCUGCACUCGAAAACAGGGGCCGAGAUGCUCCCAAGAGAGCAGAACAGCCCAGGUUUUCCGUGGACUUCAAGAUGCCAGCGUUUCACCUGAAGCAGGAGGUCACCAUUUCCAGGGACACCGCAGACUUCCCUUCACAUUCGGAUCAGACUUUUCCAGAAGGAGCAGACCUGCAGCUCUUGUCCGAGAGCCCAGCUCACGCCUUGAAGGAGAAGCUGUCUGAUUUGCACACAAAGGAGCAUGCGGCUAGGGGGAGGAAGGUGCCGGCCCCCGACCUGAUCCCACUAGACCUCAGCGAGAGGUCGAGCCGGGACGACCCCAGCCACAAGGAGCUGGCCUCAUCCCUGCAGGCUGCGCUGGCCAUUCACCCGUGUCCUUACUGUGACCACAAGACGUACUACCCCGAGGUCCUGUGGAUGCACACACGUAUCUGGCACAGGGUCAGCUGCAGCUCCAUGGCCCCCCAGUGGAUUCAGCCCAAUGGUUACAAAAGCAUCAGAAACAACCUGGUUUUCCUUGCCCGGAGCGGACGCACGGGCCCCCCGCCUGCCCUUGGGGGCAAAGAGUGCCAGCCUCUGCCCAUCGCUCGGUUCACACGCACUCAGGUGCCAGGAGGGGCGCCGGGGCCCAAGGGCAGUUCCUCGCCCCUGAGCGUGACCACGAAAGCCGCUAGCAUGCCGAAGAGCAAGGAGAGCCAUUCCGGGGGCCCCUGUGCGCUUUGGGUGGCCGGCUCUGACGGGCCCCGGCAGGCCAAACCUGGCCAUGGCCCUGAGCCACACGGUGCCCCCACACAGCUGCCCCUGCCGAAGUCCAGGCAGGAGGCCAGCCCCAGACCGGGGCCCGCGGCGGGCGGCGGUGGCUUCAGCCGAAGUGCCACCCCCACGCCCUCCGUCAUCGCUCGGGCAGGCACCCAGCCCCCGACCAGCAGCAGGCCAGGGGACAAGUAUGUCAUCCCCCCUGCGGGGGCCAGCCUCGGCCCCCCGAAUAAGCACAGUGCCCCGGACCCCUUGAAAGCCAAAUUCAGCCCUCAGCCUCAGGGUCAGCCACCUGUGAAAGGCGAUGGGGGCCCCCCUCCACCUCCCCGCGAGCCCCCCUCCAAGGCCAGUCAGGAGCUGCGGCCGCUGGCCAGCUGUGGAGCGGGCCCCAGGGGGAACGCAGCGUUGCAGGCCCAGCCCACCCUGCACGCCAGCAAGCCGGAGCCCGCAUCGGACAGCCACGAGAAGCGCCUGGACAUCCUCAAUAUAUUUAAGACGUACAUUCCAAAGGACUUUGCUUCUCUGUACCAGAGCUGGGGUGCCAACGGUCCUGCGCUGGAGCACGGAGGGACGCUCCGGACGCAGGCCCGCCAAGGAGACUUCGUCUGCGUGGAGUGUGGGACGCGCUUCCACCAGCCUGGCCACCUCAGGGCCCACACGCGGGCCCACACAGCGGCAUUGGGCUCUCAUGGCCUCCGAGGGGCCGAAGUCCAUGCCACCCCCGCAGAUGCCCCCAAACAAGGGAGAGACCAUUCUAACCCAGAUACCGUCCAGACAGUGCCUCUCAGAAAGGGAACCUAGAGACUCGUUUCCAGCGUCCCCCGGUGCCCUGUGACAGCCGUUAGCAGCCCCCUCAUGGACGUCCCAGCAGUGACCCUGACCGCCCCGUGGGAGAACAGCUGCAGGACUCCCGACCGGACGCCCUGAUCCCGGAGCUGCCGUGCUGGAGUGGAGACUGAGGGGAGAUGCUUCUCCUCCCUGUGAGACGUUUAGAAUAAAUGAAGACGGUCUGCUCUGGACUCACAUGUAGAUAUUCUCUAUGCAUCUAUGUGCUCAUUGACCACAGUCCCCUAUUUGCUUAUAAUAAACAGUGGUGUUGGCAGGCCCAGUAGGAGCACAUCUGAGACACUGGAGAGAUUCUCGCGCGUGCCGGAGGGACUGAAGACGAUGAACGCCGUGCAGGAGCCGCCGGUGCUCAGGAGGACUGUUGGGUGAUGUCAGGACACGCGGUGCUGGAGCUGACCUUGGUAGCGUGUUAACACCACGGCCUCUCUGUGGCGUAGGGGGUACUUAACAUCGUCCGUAAGAGAGGAAGGAGGUCGCGUUGGGCACUGUGAAAAGCAGGCUCGGUGGCGCGGGGCCGCGACGAGGUCCUAACUGUCUGGUGGCCUUCGGGGGCCGUGGGCGUUUCCUCUUAGCUCUUUCUGUCCUUCCCAUCAUUUGUGCUCAGCGAGCCCGCAGAGGAAGCACAUCUGUGGGAGCGCUUAUGUUCUGCUUUGGAAAGAGCUAGUUGAACACUAAGACACGCAGGCUUCUUUGAUUAUUCUCAGGACCUUUUUGUAACAGGGCUACGUUCUGCAAACUGCUCACCAAGGAAGACUGCCCGUAAAUUCUCUAGCCACUGAACCCUCCUGGUCUAGACCCGCUUUAGUGAUGGCGGGAGAAACCCUGAGCAGAUUUGGGGGCCCUGGUGCUCUGGAACCCUCUGCUCUCCCUCCCUCCCUUCCUCCCCCCUCUUCCCUUCCAUCUGUCCCUCCACCAGCCCAGCAAGUAGGUGUCUUUUCUUCUUGGGCCUGGGGACCUCCGUAGGAUGAGUACCUUCACUCCCAGAGCGUGGAGGUCCCCAGCCCCUGGGUGGGGGCGGCUAUAUUAUAUACCUCUUCCUCAGUCCCGCAAAUGCAAGUUUUUGUGGUGGGGGUUAAGGCCAAUAACAAAGGAUCUUAAACCGUGCAGUGUACGCAGUUAAAAUCGUAUUCCACAGAUAUAAAUAUUUUCUUUUCCUGUUACCGUGACACUAUGUGUGAUGGUAAUAUUUCUGAGAGUUUCAGAUUUUUGCACAUAUGAUUUUAUGCAUUAUCAAAAGUUACUGCUGCCUUGAAUGAAGAUGUUCUGUGAAAUUUUUUGCAAAAGCUUUACUAGGUUUUUUUUAAUUGUGAAAUUUUGUAAAGGCAGGAAAUGGAUUAAAACGAGCAUGCUAAAUAUAUUUUUCAAAAAAGCAAUAAUUUUACAUGUACAGAAAUUAUGCUAACCUUUAAUACUGGUGAGAGCGACAGUUUACUUAAUACAGUAAUGGAUUAGUCAGUUUUUUGUAGAAAAUGGGCUUCUGAUACAAAGAUUUGUUUAAGCACGUGCGCACGCGCACGCACACACACAAACCCUAAAGUGUGGUUUUCCUGUUGUAAUGAUUUGUUGAAUUAUUAUUAUAUUAUUAUUAUUGUUGAUGUUGUUCUUAGUUAAUGUUUGGUUCUGGAUUCUACUUGUUACUGAAUUUAAAUUACUUGAGGUUCCGGUUACUUUGCAACGCUUGCAAACUGCAGUGUAACCGGCUAGCUUCUCAUACAUAUGGAUGUGCACACACAUGUGUACACGUAUGUGUGUAUAUGUAACGUUUCUACUUAUUUUUUCCUGAUAUUCUUACACCAGAUAUGUACCAGAAUGAUCUGUUGUGUCCGUGUGAUUAGGAAUGUCCACGCAGAUUGUUAUCGAGCAGCUGUAAGUGACUGUUCUGUAAAGUUAUUUUGAGCAAAGUCGCAGAGACACAUUCCUCUGUUCACCUUAGAAAUCAGAAUGCCUUUCUGUUGACUUAUGUUUGAUCAUUUUGAUAGUUUCCCCAAAGUGAUAAUUUCCGCAUUUCAUUUUCUCGGCUGAAAGCGAGUAGUGACAGUUCAGGAAUGCGCAGGGGCUGCUGAUCCAGUCCCGCCUGUUUCUCUGUGUUCUAGUGAUUAAAAGCAGUUCUGUACCCAAAGUGACACGGAAGUGUCGUGUCCAUUCUUCCUGUUUCGGAAGCGGUACCCGGGAGCCCCGCCAGCAGUCGGAGCUGCCUGGUGGCGAGAGGGAGCUGCCUGGUGGCGAGAGGUGCCUGGGGUGCCGUGGGCUGAGCGCGCAGCCCGAGUCAGCAUACGGAAGUGUGUGCUGUGCAGAGUGCAGAAGUAGGUCUCCACGUGACUAAGCGGACGGAGGAGGACCCUCCGAGGAUGCCGCCCUCCGAGACACGCCGCUCUAGGGCCUGACUGUGGUUUCUUUCUUCCACUGGUCAUCAGUAUUGUUGGGUUUGUUAAUGCGUUGAUGUCCGUUUGACCAUAGUAUUUAAUAUGAUUUGUGUUUUCUUAUUUAUUUAGCCAAUAUGUUUUGACUCGCUUUUUUUCGAAUGGUAAUUUCCGCAUGAUCUCUCCUGUCAGUCACCUUCUGACUGUUACAGACUCUUUCUACUACCUCUACCGACCUGCUGUUUCCUCGUGUCUUAACAGGAUUUUUACAGUGUUGGCGUCUAAUGUAACUUAGACAAUAAAGGGUUUGGUUGUCUACACUGCAGCUUCUCCGUGUAUCUCCCCGCCCCGCCUGCGCUCUUGCUGCUCCUGGCGCAGCUCUGUUGGUCUGGCUCUCCUCCUCCCCCUCUCCACCUCCCCGCUCACGUCUCUUCCUCGUUGUCGAUGUCAAAUAACACAGAAAUAAUAAUAAUGAGCUUAUAGGAAUCUUUCAGGUUAUUCACUCAUAUUCCUUAAUUUGAAGAAUGAACAUUUAAAUUCUCUGAGAAAUCAGCUGGUAAGCCUCUCUCCUGGGACGCACUCAGCCCUUCUACCACUUUCCUGCCUGAUUUGGGAGGGCCUCUUGGCAUCUCAGAUGGAUUCAUCUCACGUUGGUCAGAACACAGUACAGAUCUUCAAGGCAGGUGGCUUUUGCCUUUCCAGUUUUGAAAAGUAUUAAAUGCUUUUAGAGGUCCGCUCCC
Messenger RNA from Ailuropoda melanoleuca (giant panda), 6582 nucleotides. RefSeq names its product zinc finger protein 516 (gene ZNF516). The transcript is spliced from 6 exons. Gene Ontology annotation, biological process: regulation of DNA-templated transcription. NCBI's taxonomy places the organism in Eukaryota, Metazoa, Chordata, Mammalia, Carnivora, Ursidae. Gene Ontology annotation, cellular component: nucleus. Bases 201 to 3437 code for a protein of 1078 amino acids. Gene Ontology annotation, molecular function: RNA polymerase II cis-regulatory region sequence-specific DNA binding; DNA-binding transcription factor activity, RNA polymerase II-specific. The record is from RefSeq and is a predicted model, not a curated record.